AUGGCUCCCACGCUUGAUGCCCCGCAGACCGUCGACUGGAUGGGCAAAAAGGUGCCCGUCUGGUCCAUGCCCACCAUCAACUACGGGCUCCUGCUCUCCCAGGAUCCCAGCGAGGUCGACAAGGUCGUCAAUGCCUGCAAGGAAGAGGGCUACUUCUACCUCGACCUCCAGGGCAUCGACGGCCGUCGCAUGCUGUCUGACCAGCAGGAGACGCUGAAGCUGAUGAAGCGCUUCUUUGAUGCUCCCAUCGAGGCCAAGAACGAGUUUGGUCUCAUCUCUUCUCAUCUCGGAUACGAACCUGUUGGCAGCCGCACCGGUGUUGCUGCCGGCUCCAAGGACGGCUACGAGAUGCUCAAGGUCUCCCGCGACGAGAUCCAGCGCGACAGCCCCAAGAUCCCCGCGCCCGUCAAGAACAGCGGCGAUCUCCAGAUCCUCGAAAACUCCAUCGGCAGCUGCAACACCAUCACCAAGGUCCUCCUGUCGGCGCUCUCUACCGGCAUGGGCCUCACGGGCGCCAACCGCUUCGAGCACUCGCACCGCAACGAGAAGCCCUCGACCACGACUCUUUCCAUGAUGCACUACCUCCCGACCGAGCUCGCCGGCGAGAACCGCAUCGGCCACCAGAAGCACACCGACAUCAGCACGCUCACGCUGCUCUUCAGCGAGCAGUGGGGUCUGCAGGUGCGCCCGCCCGGCACCUGCGGCGCGCGCGAGAUGGGCUUCGUCGCGCCCAAGCCCGGCUGCGCGUUCGUGCACGUCGGCGACUCGCUGCGCUUCGCCAGCGGCAUGCAGUUCCAGAGCUGCAUCCACCGCGUCGUGCCCUUUGACCCGGCCGAGCACCGCUACUCGAUUGCCUACUUCCUCCGCGCCGAGGACGACACCAUGUUCAUCGACUCCGAGGGCCGCGCCAUCACCGCCGGCCAGUGGCACGACGAAAAGUUCAAGGCCUUUACCGACCCCGAGGUCUGGCAGGCCAUGGCCCCCAAGUCCAUGAUCCUCGGCGGCAUGAAGGAGGAUGGCGAGGACGCGCCCCUCACCGGCCUGGCCAAGGCCGACCCUGCGCAGACCGCCGUGCCCGUCAAGGCUUAA
Akanthomyces muscarius is the source of this 1089-nucleotide messenger RNA. RefSeq lists its product as uncharacterized. Lineage: Eukaryota; Fungi; Ascomycota; Sordariomycetes; Hypocreales; Cordycipitaceae. The transcript is spliced from 3 exons. Bases 1 to 1089 code for a protein of 362 amino acids. The record is from RefSeq and is a predicted model, not a curated record. Gene Ontology annotation, molecular function: dioxygenase activity.